GUUCCCAAAUGAUAUAUUUUUUUAUUAUUUUAUUUUACCCUCAAUCAUCUCAACGGUAUUUCCAGUUAAUGUUCCCAAUUUAUUUCUCACUGGUGGGAAACAUGACACCCGGAACCUCUGUGGUAAUGUUUGUAUUCACCCGUAAUAUUAUACUCAACCCCCGCUAGUUUGCUCCUGAGGUAUAAAUUAGAUACAAACGAAUGAAAGUGAAAAUCUCCAACUUGAUUUUAUAUAAAUAAACGUCGGAUUUAAGUGAAUUUAAAAUACUUUAACGUAAAAGCAUUUUGUAAUAUAACUGGAUUAUUCGACUUUGAGUCAAAGAGCCCACGACCGUAACAAAAUAAAGAAAGACGGUAAACCUUAUGAUGUCCGUUUACAAUAAGAAGUUUAUUCAAACGUUCCUGUUGGCGUUGUUGAUUGCCACAGUGGCGGGACGAGCAUUUGAACCAAAUACCUCAGGGGAAGGAAAUAUAUAUAAUGACGCUGUUGUCAUUAAGGCUGAGGAAAGUUUGCGGCAAUUAAGUGGACCAACAAUUCACCAUUUCGCAAGACACAAUGUAUGUAAUCAUCGGUUCGGCAAAGUCAGAUUCUUCAAGGCACUGGCAGAUUAUUUCCAGAACAUAUCUGAUAAUAUGAAAAUUGCCUUUGUACUUGACAUUUGUAAACGAAGAGAUCAGAUGCUGACAAAGUGGGUUCAGGAAAUAUUUGACAAAGAUGGUGACGGAUACAUCAGCCAUUUUGAAAUGGAGAUAUAUCGAUGAGCCAAUUGUGUCUUCGUUCGGCAAGAAAACGAAAGACAAGAAGAGCCAAUGCAUAUCUGAAAAGAUAUAUAAUUUCUACAUGUGACAGUAUUUCUGUCCGUGAUAAGUAAGAUAAGUCGUAAAGGACAUACAAGUCUCAUUCGGUACGCUACGAAAUAAAAAUUUGAGACCGGCCAUUUAUCUAAAUGACUCAUUCAAUUAUUCAAAUGUGCUUGUGGUAUGAUUGUUGUUUACCAACACUUACCCUUAUGUAUCCAGCAAUAGGGUUGUAUUUCAUCUGAAAAAUUAUUUUACUGAACGUUAACUGUGUUCCUGUUAUUCAACACUACACACUGUGAUACAUUUUUUUCUGUUUAUAAGUAUUUUUAUCAUUCGUUGGUAAUUUUGUAUCGAUGUGCCAAAUUGUAAUAUCAAAUGCUUGCAGCUUUCAACAAAAAAUGUCUGUUGAUAAUGAAUCGUACAAUGGUGUAAAUAUUCGCUGAUCGAGACAUUUUGAUAACGAAAAUCAUUAAUUGCUUAUUAUUAGUUCAAAGUCAUGCAAUUUUUGGUAUUGUACAAUUUGCAUUUUGCAUGAACUUUACAAGGCCUGUGGUUAUUAUUUAUUUAGCAUAAUGCUAGCGUUAUGUAAAUCUAUUUGAAUUCUUGUAUAUUCCUUUUUCUAUGAUUUGACGUCUGUUAUUAAAUCUGAUUGAGUUUAUUCCAAAUUGUUUGUAUUCAUCCAAUCUGAAUUUAAAACACCAAGUUAAAAACGAAUUACGUAACACGUAUGAUCCUAUUUUUAUGAUUUUACAUCUGUGAU
Mya arenaria is the source of this 1560-nucleotide messenger RNA. RefSeq lists its product as uncharacterized. Bases 363 to 761 code for a protein of 132 amino acids. The transcript is spliced from 5 exons. NCBI's taxonomy places the organism in Eukaryota, Metazoa, Mollusca, Bivalvia, Myida, Myidae. The record is from RefSeq and is a predicted model, not a curated record.